AUGGUCCGCACAUCUUCGGUGGUCGCGGUCUUUGCGCACUCUGUAGUAGCCAGUGCACAGUCUUACUCCAACCCGCCAGAACCAUGGGGCUUCUUCGUGAACAACACCAUCUACCAACCCACAGGUAAUCAGUCUGUCACGUACCCACGGUUCACUGAACUCCAGGAUGGUACCAUCUUGGCCACAACAUCCUUCACUGGUCCCGUUCCACCAUACUUCCCCGUCUUCGAGAGCAAGGACGGAGGCGCAAGUUGGGAAUACAUCAGCGACCUGACAGAUCAGGUCAACGGCUGGGGCAUGAGCGCGCAGCCCGCCCUGUCCGAGUUACUUGAAGACGUUGGUGGCUUCAAAGCCGGCACAAUCCUCGGUGCAGGCAACAGCUGGAACAGGAACGGCACCAGGAACGGCACGCAUAUCGAUCUUUACGCAAGUGAAGACAGAGGUCGGACGUGGCAGUUCGUGAGCAACGUUGCUUCAGGAGGUCCUCCAAACACCACGAAUGGAGCUACUCCGAUCUGGGAGCCAUGGAUCCAAAACUACAAAGGCGCAAUCUCAGUGCAUUACUCCGACCAAAGAGAUCCUCUUCACGGCCAGAAGCUCGCCCACCAAGUGUCCUACGACCUUCAGACUUGGGGUCCAGUCGUGGACGACGUCGCCAUCGCGGAAUACAUGGCACGCCCCGGCAUGACCGUCAUCGCCUAUAUCCCACCCAUCGCAAAAUAUAUCCUAGUCCACGAAUUCCCAGUCGGCAAUUCCUCCUCCUACGGCUCACACUACCCUGUAUACUACGUCCUCGCGGAUGACCCGUGGUCCUUCCGCCUCCAUGAGCACCAGCCCAUUGUCGUGCAGACCGCCAACGGCAGUUCCAAAGCGCCUAACGCGUCACCAUAUGUGGUCUGGUCGCCCUACGGCGGCGAGCUGGGAACCAUUGUCGUCUCCGAUGCGGACAGUUCAUCUGUCUACACGAAUCGCUGCGGUGGGUGUCUUGAUGGGUGGAAGGAGUAUGCAACGCCAGCGGGCGCGGUGUAUAGUCGCGCGAUCCACAUUCUCGGGGACUAUCCGGAUCACUUGAUGAUCUUUGGUGGGGAGGUGUAUGAUGAUUUCGGCCUACAUAAGUUGGUGCCCUUCAGUGCGACGGUGGUGGACCUGGGUGUGAUCAUGGGAGAUAAGAAGGGUGGGUGGAGCGAUAAUUGA
Messenger RNA from Cyphellophora attinorum, 1194 nucleotides. RefSeq lists its product as uncharacterized. The record is from RefSeq and is a predicted model, not a curated record. The transcript has 3 exons. Lineage: Eukaryota; Fungi; Ascomycota; Eurotiomycetes; Chaetothyriales; Cyphellophoraceae. The coding region runs from base 1 to 1194 and encodes 397 amino acids.